CCCACCAGUCAUCCGUUCAUUGGGAGUAACCACCAGUGCUCUCUUGUCGACUUCGUCUUCGAUCUCCCCUGCUGGACCUCUGGAGAGCGAGAGCGAGAGCGAGAAGCUGCCUGCCCCGCCACCCCCAGACCAGAGGCCAGAGGGGUUGCUUCCAGAAUCUUCGAGAAGGGCAUCGUCUCCCCUUCCUCCCUUAGCGGUUGGUACAAGUGCAGAGAUGGACGACUACGCGCGGGAGAUGAUGGAGCUCAAGACGCUCGUCACCCGAACCCUCGAGAAGAAGGGCGUCCUCGCCAAGAUCAGGGCUGAGCUGAGAGCAAGUGUGUUUGAGGCCAUAGAAGAGGAGGAUCGUGUGGUAGAGAAUGAUGAUGGUGGGAAUCCAGCUUUGCUUGGUAGCUGCAAUGACCGAGCUAAGCAAUUGCAUGCUUCACCUUCAGGUAGGUUAUUAACAGCACUUGUAUGCGAAUACUUGGAGUGGGCCCAGCUAAGUCAUACAAUGAAAGUUUACUUGCCAGAAUGUAAUCUGCCCAAGGACUUCUGGAAGAAUGAACUGAAAGAUUUUUCUAACAAAGGUGGAGCUGAAGGGAGCAGGAGUGCUGAAAGUGGUCCCAUGCUUUUAGAUGUUCUCGAAGGUUAUUUGAAAUAUGAGAAUUUGUCUCAAACAAGGAUGGGCGGUAGGAGAAUGAUCCCUUCUGAGUCUGAUCCAGUACCAAACGCUGAACACCGGAACAUGAGGAGGCCGCCAUCAUCUUCGGUUGGGAGCCUGCCUCCUAUGGGAAGGCCAAUGUCAUCAUCACAGACAUCAGACCGCAGAGGGGGGUCUUCAGGUUCCAGUACGAGGAAAGAUGAGUACAACUGGAGAUACGAUGCGGACGAGAUAUCUGAGGAGGUACUCCGGGCAUCGACAGCUCUAGAAAACGUCCAAUUAGACCGGAAAUCUCGCAAUCUGCCAACAUCUUGGAGGCAUUCAGGGGAUGGAACCGAGUAGCACAGCAAGGAGGCAUCCAGUACGAGGAAAGAUGCAGGCUUUGAGUUGGCUGACCUUGUAUUCUUUGUACCGUUUGCAGAACAAAUUUGGGUGCGAUUGCUACUAGAGAUGCUAGAUUUAUGCACGGUUUGUAACAAACAAAUAAUUGCUGUUUAAGGCCAGGGUAUUCGAUUUGAUAAGAUUGACA
This is a messenger RNA of Phragmites australis (common reed), 1172 nucleotides long. Its product is annotated as protein TONNEAU 1a-like. The transcript is spliced from 8 exons. Bases 215 to 985 code for a protein of 256 amino acids. The record is from RefSeq and is a predicted model, not a curated record. Gene Ontology annotation, molecular function: protein binding. Lineage: Eukaryota; Viridiplantae; Streptophyta; Magnoliopsida; Poales; Poaceae.